AUGGCCUCCGCUGCUGUCCGUAUCUUCUCCAGGCGCUUCCAUGUGUCCGCUCGGCGCUGUGCGCUGUCACAGUUCAAUAUGCCUGCAAUGAGUCCGACUAUGACCGAGGGCGGCAUAGCGUCGUGGAAGAAGAAAGAGGGUGAAUCCUUCAGCACGGGCGACGUUCUGCUCGAGAUUGAAACGGACAAGGCUACCAUUGACGUGGAAGCUCAGGAUGAUGGAAUUAUGGCCAAGAUAAUUGCUCCUGACGGUUCAAAAAAUGUCCAAGUUGGUUCAGUGAUAGCCAUCCUCGCUGAAGAAGGCGACGACCUCUCGGGCGCUGCGGAGUUGGCCUCCAAGGCAUCCUCACAAGCUGCCGCACCGAAGGAUGACAGCCCGCCGCCACCGCCGAAAGCUGAAGAACCCAAACCUUCAGAGUCAAAGCCAGAGCCCAAGGCAGAGUCAUCGAAAUCCGACCUUCCAUCAGGUGACCGCAUUUUCGCGUCUCCCAUAGCCAAGAAAAUUGCUCUGGAACGUGGCAUUCCUCUGGCCAAGGUGAAGGGAACUGGUCCUGACGGUCGCAUCAUCCGGGAGGAUGUUGAGAGCUAUACCCCCGCCGCUGCCCCGGCCACCACAACCGCACAACCGGCCGCUGCUCAACUACCUCCAGAUUAUGUCGACACACCUAUAUCGAACAUGCGCCGCACCAUUGGCACACGUCUCACUCAGUCAAAGCAGGAGUUGCCGCAUUAUUACGUCACGUCUGAGAUUAACAUGGACAAGGUCCUGAAGCUCAGAGAAGUCUUCAACAAGACUCUUGGUGACAAGGACAAGUCUGCCAAACUGAGUGUCAACGACUUCAUCUUGAAGGCAGUCUCGUGUGCGCUUGCCGACGUACCAGAGGCCAACUCCGCGUGGUUGGGCGAAGUAAUUCGAACGUAUAAGAAGGCUGACAUAUCAGUUGCCGUCGCCACCCCUACUGGUUUGAUUACUCCCAUCGUUCGUGAUGUCGGUGGCAAGGGUUUGGCCUCGAUAUCUGCGGAGACCAAAGCUCUUGCGAAGAAGGCUAGGGAUGGCAAAUUGGCUCCCGCUGAAUACCAGGGUGGAACGUUCACUGUCUCGAAUCUUGGGAUGUACGACGUAAGCCACUUCACGGCCAUCAUCAAUCCGCCCCAAUCAUGUAUUUUGGCCGUCGGUUCGACACAAGCGACACUCGUCCCCGCUCCUGAAGAGGAGCGUGGAUUUAAGACGGCCCAGAUCAUGAAGGUCACCCUAAGCUCGGAUCACAGGACGGUUGAUGGCGCAGUUGCCGCCCGCUGGAUGGCGGCGUUCAAGGGCUACCUCGAGAACCCGCUGACAUUUAUGCUCUGA
Pleurotus ostreatus (oyster mushroom) is the source of this 1350-nucleotide messenger RNA. It is a transcript of the gene LAT1, whose product is annotated as pyruvate dehydrogenase complex dihydrolipoamide acetyltransferase component (E2). The record is from RefSeq and is a predicted model, not a curated record. The transcript is spliced from 6 exons. Gene Ontology annotation, molecular function: dihydrolipoyllysine-residue acetyltransferase activity. Gene Ontology annotation, cellular component: pyruvate dehydrogenase complex. Gene Ontology annotation, biological process: pyruvate decarboxylation to acetyl-CoA. NCBI's taxonomy places the organism in Eukaryota, Fungi, Basidiomycota, Agaricomycetes, Agaricales, Pleurotaceae. The coding region runs from base 1 to 1350 and encodes 449 amino acids.